Cryptotermes secundus is the source of this 4778-nucleotide messenger RNA. RefSeq lists its product as uncharacterized. NCBI's taxonomy places the organism in Eukaryota, Metazoa, Arthropoda, Insecta, Blattodea, Kalotermitidae. The record is from RefSeq and is a predicted model, not a curated record. The transcript has 9 exons. Bases 167 to 1822 code for a protein of 551 amino acids.
AUACAAACGUCUUUGGUGAUUGGUACCACUGGUACUGGGUACUGCCGUGUUAUCAAAAUUAUUGGGAAAUGUGAGCAAGAAGGGUCGUGUGAAUGAGUGUGUGUAUAUUUUUAGAAAAGUUUAUGUCUUGCAGUAGUGUAUAAUCGUAUUAUAAGUCUUCGUUACGAUGGAAAAUAAGGUUGACGUGUUAGAUCCUCGCGAUGAAGUGCGGAAGCUACAGGACAAAGUUAAGAAACUGGAAUUUCAAAAUGAACAGCUCAGAUCACAGCACACUAGGAAUGGUUUAAUUGGGAAGAAAAUAGUUUUAAGUGUUUCAGAUGAAAACUGUAUUGUGGAUACGGAUCAACAGGAUCAGACAGUGGAUGAACACGAUGUAAUAAAUAUAGGAGAUGAAGAUUUAUUGGAUGAGGAGAGGUGGCUCUAUGUUCCACCAAACAGUGUAUCCAGGAAUAUUGCCAAUAAUUUGCAAAUAUGGCUGUGGCAAGAUAUGGAUAAUAAUGAUAGUGAAUUUCAGCUAUUAAGAGGGAAGCUUAUACAAGAGUUAGAGGAAAUAGAACAAGGACUAAGGCGAAACAGCAUAGACACACGUACGUUUACAAGAUCAAAAAAGCGGUUGGGCCGUCCAAGUUUAGAAACUAUGGUGGAAACACCUGUACAUGGAAAUAGGAAGAGACUUGUCUCACCGUGGAGGGCUGCUGAUAUUCAAAAUGGGGAUGAUGAUGAUGACGACGAUAUCAGCCUUUCCUUCAGCCGUACUUUCGGAUCCUUAGCAUCCGAAUCAUUGCUUCUUGGUGCCAACUUCUGUAGAAAUGAAUCACUGGGGUUCAACACAGUAUCUCAGAAAAUAGCAUCGGAGCCACAAUUAAAUGUAACAUACGAUGCAAGAAACAGCACAUUUCAAAAGACUGUGUCUCGUAUAGAUGAAAUGCAUACAACUUACCAGAAGUUGUCAGAGCCAGAUUUAAAUGCAGCCGUUCUUAAAGUAUCUGAUCCGUGCACAUUAAAUUGUCAGAAGUCUGUUGAGAUGAAUGCGACAUUUCAGUUGGCUCCUAGAUCAAGAAGUAUAACGCCAUCAGGGUUGAACUGUACAUUUUCAAUUCAAGAAGGUAGCAGCGGUAGCAGUAAUCGCAGCGCCCGUGCAGUGUCUUGUGAUAGUGGGGGUGAUGAUGACCAGUUUAGCAGUGCAUCAGAUAGCAGCUUUUCGUCUAGUAAUCGUCUCAUGAAUGUUGGUGAUGUCCAGAAUAUUGCACGCCUCCAAGAAGAAAGUUUAAAGCAGGUGAUGUCAACACCAAAAAACAAUUUCAGGAGAGAAGGCAUUGUUCCUGGUGUAGAAGACGAUAUGCCUUCUCCUAUACUAAAAGACUCUAAUCACGGCUAUCACUCAGACCAUUCGGACCAUUCCUCUUCUGCUGAUGGUCGGGCAAGAAGUUCUCGCAGUUCAUUGAAGUCCAGUCCUGGUGGAAGUCCAAUUGGCUCCACACAAAUACUGACAAAUGUUCCAGAAAGUGUCCCUUGUAAUGCAGUAGUUGGUUUGCCAAGGAGGGACUUGAAACUGAUCCCUGCAGGGAUGCAGGGAGCCCCUAAGCCACAGAUGGCAGCGAAACGCGUGGAAUCAGUACAGGGAGGCCGCGUUCAAGGUGUCUCAGGACUGAGGCCACCAGCUGCAAGGUCACGAGGGGGCAUAGCAGGUACAACCAGGGUGCCAUCACAAGGAAGGGGCAGUAACAUUCCGCGACCAGCAUCUCGAAUUCCUGCGCCUAGAAUAAGGACAACAGUACAUCAGCCAGCUGUCAAACCGAACUGGAUGGACGGAUGCUUCUGAGUUUGGCCCAGUUCAAAUCACCAUGCCACAGUGCCUACCAGCAUAUCUACUAAACUGCUAGCCAUAGUGCUAACUGACUGCUGCUUACUGUUACAGUAAAGUAACUUUAGCUAGAAUGUAGACACAAACAGGGAUAUCAGCAUAAUAAAAAACAGUAAACUGGAAAUUCUUAGGGAAUUUGGAUAUGGGAGUUGAUGGUAAUUAACACUCAGCUUUUUCUUUUACAUACAUGUAAUAAUGAAAUCAAACCUUGCUAUACUUGGGUUACAGUAAGAAAACUGUUACGUUCUAUUUAUGUGCAUAUAGUAAUCAUAUUUACCCAAAAUUCAGGUGCAUAUUGUUCAUAAAGUAAUAAGAACACAUACCAGACAGUAAACAUAUGUUUCCAUAUGUACUAAUGAACUUAAUAUAAGACUGGCUCUCAGGAAUAUGUCACUGGGAAUACUGAAGAUUCUCCAGUGUUUCAGCAAACUUUAUAAUUGCCAUUUUCAUGAUUAAUGUGUUUUUGGGUGGUUUUGGAAAUCCGUUUUAUAGAGCAGGCAGUAGGCAGUGAGUUGGGGGGAGUGUCUACUUCUCUCUUUCACCUGAGUUAUUGCCACUGACUGUAUAUAAGGACUUCCAUAACUUCUCAGUUGCAUUAUCCCUGAAGAUGGCAGAUGCAGUGUUUGUUGAAAAGGAGAGCCUUCAGUAUUCUACAUAAUGUAUUCCUGAUAUCCAAAGUCAUACAUUAAACUCCAGCUGUGAAAACAUAUGGAGAAGUGUGAAUGAAUUUGGCUUGCAUAUUUCUAAAUGUUCAAGAAAUAUUAGAUUUGUAACUGCAUUUUUUAAAAUCCAUAAUAUCAUAUUUUGGCAUCUCUAGAACUGGUAUGUUAAUAUUGCUGUUACACUUACGUGUAAAAAUGAUACAGGGUGUUUCUCAGUGCCAAAUGUUAUAAGCCAAGAAGAACGUGUCACUUAUUAUCCGACUACACUGUGUAUAAAAUUAUGACUUCAUUUAUAUACCUUAUUGCACAUCUUGUAUAAAUUGUAGUUUUUUUACUCAUCUGUUACUGUAAAAUGUAUAUUUUCACACUUUUUACCCCUGUAAGAAUCAUACCUUGGAAAGAAUCUUGAUCUCUUAAUUUCUUACAUUUUACUGAAUGGCUGUGAAAAUAUCAGAAUGAAAACUGUUUUAAAAUUAAAGUGCUGGUUUCAGUGGCCCGCUCUUCUUGCAGCUUAAAGUUCAUUCUUCUUAUACCAUAAUUUCCAUUUUAUAUAGUUUGAUGGAUGGCAGAAGUCACCAAUCUCUUUUUUCUUCCUACAGUCUUUUCUUUGCUCUUUCCUGUCUUCUUGAUGUCUUCCAGUACCUAGCCAAACUGUCUUGGUGUCCUUCUAUCUAGCCCUCUUGCAUAGCCAAAUCAUUGUCUCUUUUCUAACUCAACAAAUUUUGAAAUCUAACUUCAUCUCUUGACAACUUAAUUUACUUAAAGUAUUAUAAGAACUUAUGAAUUAGAAGCUGAAUCAUUAUUAAUUGCUCAGUAACAUCUCUGCUUCAUGGAGAUACAGAAAGAGAAAUGACAGCUACAGGCAGGUUUACGCAAUGUGACAUGCAUAGUACUCAUGAUAGUAUCAGGAUUGUGGGCUUGGGUGCCAACAUUUUACAGGAGUCUGUUGUCCCCACCUUCAUAGUAGGUUCUCUUGUUUUACUUUCAAGAUGAAGGAAGCAGGUUCCUCUGAAAUAUUGUUCCCAUCUACAAAAAUACAUGGCGUAAUAUCCCAGAAGACUGUAAUCUUGCAUACCUGAUGUGUCUCCAUUAUGCCCUGCACAAUUAUAGCCAGAAACUAUACACAGUACUCUUGCAAAUUACAGACAGGUUUGCCUAUCAGUGGUCUUAAAUAAUACAGAUUUUGAGCUGUAUUUCAAUACAGAGAUGCCUUUGACAGAAAUUAAGGGGUUUGUGCGUUGAACCCAUUGAUUAAAAUAAACUUGAUGCCAUGUGAAUUGAUUGCAAAUGCAUUUGUACUUGAUUUUAUUUAUUUAUAAUCUUGAUAGAUCAGUUAAUCCUUUGCCUUUGUGAUAGAACCGUAAAUUACAGUGGUUCAGGUGCUCAGUUGUAUAAUGAAAGAUAUUUUAGAUUGGUUAGCAAUCCAAAUUUUAAAAUGUACAUACAUAUAGAUAUAUAAAGGAGUUUAGAGAUAUGUAUAUACUGUCUACAAUCUGAUAUUAUUAUGUUCAUUGAAGAAGGCAAGUUUUCUCGACUUCACUUGUAAAUUGCAUGUAAAAUGCAGUUAUACCAGAUAGAAAAAUUCUAAUAAAUUUUAACUUGUAAAUUAUUUUGUUCAAGACAUGAUCCUUUGCAAGCAAUUUGGAUUAAGUGUGAUGAUGAAAUUUAUUUAAAACUGGAUUCUCUGUUGCAUCAGAUGCAAAAGGAAUGGCAUUUGUUGCUAAGUUUUAUAAUCAUUCAUCUGUGACAUUCAAAACCUAAGUGCAACAAAUUGUUAUUUAAACUGCUUAAUAUCAUAUUGUAGACACUUAUUGUUGAGAGCUCUCUCCAUUCACACCACACUUAUUGCCAUGCUACCAUACUGGAAUUUUAUUUGCUGAGCCAGCCAUUAUUCCAAGAAAUUCAAUUUUGAACUUAACUACAUUCAGAAUAUAAACAUGAGAGAACAUGUGAAAAACAGUGGUCUGUAGUAUUUUGAGAUUCAACAAGGUUCAUUUAAAGUUUCUCUGCAUUUGAGUGGCAUCUGUAAGAGAAAAUGGUGUUUAUAUACACAGUGACAAUGGUCCAUCACUUAACACAAUUAGCGCUGGCACGCAAUAAACUUCAGUCCAUCAAGUGACAGGACUGGCAGUGAAUGUGUUACUGUCUUUGUAAAUAUGUUUGUAAAUUUUGUCAUCCUUUGUAAGAUUUGAGGUUUUCACAGCGGUGACUAUGAAGAUUGUUGUCUUCUGGGAUGUGGCACUGUGUAGCUC